AUGGCUCAGAAAAAAUUUUUCAGCAAAAACCCUCAUCUUUCGCUUAUAAUAACAAUAAUCUUAUUAAUAUUUUUAUUCACGACACCAAAGGUUUCUUUAGCAGUGGAGUUGUAUUUACAAGAUAUUGUAGUCUAUGAACCUACGCUGGUUAACAAUAACCAACAACUAAACAUUACGUAUUUUGUAUUUAAUGACAUCUUAGAACAAUUCAAUAUAACUAAUCUCGUAAUAACAUUAAUCCCGCGACAAACAAAUAUCUCAAGCAAUAUAUCAGUAGCUCAAAAUGCUCCGCUACUUGGUCCAAAUGGCGAAAAUCAUACUCAGACAGUAAUUUAUAACAUAACAAAAGAAGUUUAUGGUGGCACUUGGUCUUUGACAUUCGUCGAAAAUUAUAUAAUUAAAGGUACUGGUCAAUCAAUGGUAACAUCGCAAAGUUUGAAUGUUACUUUUCCACCCAGUACGCAGCCCACUUCAACCACUCAAAUGGGGACUGGACCGAUUACUUAUGUUUCGACGAUAGUUCCGGCAUCAUAUAUAACAACAACCACCACAGAUGCAGCCGGAGUAACUUAUUCGACUACGAUUUAUGUGCCGCCUAUAAUUCAAACGGUUGUUCACUCAGCAAACCCAGCAAACCCUACCAAUACAACGGCUGUCUAUUCUCCUCCGAGUUCAGAGGGAAAGACACUUUUGAUGAUAAGUAAUGAGUGGUGGUCAAACAAAAUUUAUUUGAUUGGUAUUUACUUUAUAUUGACGAUUUUUACUGCACAUUUUCUUCUGUGA
This is a messenger RNA of Ambispora leptoticha, 783 nucleotides long. Lineage: Eukaryota; Fungi; Glomeromycota; Glomeromycetes; Archaeosporales; Ambisporaceae. The record is from the annotation of a GenBank genome assembly.